Molecule: messenger RNA, 7698 nt
Organism: Acanthosepion pharaonis
Lineage: Eukaryota; Metazoa; Mollusca; Cephalopoda; Sepiida; Sepiidae
Source: the annotation of a GenBank genome assembly
AUGAAAACCUUAAUCUAUCUACUUUUCUUUUCACCCUUCACUAUCUCUCUUUUUUAUUUCUUAAGACAUUCUAUCUCCUUGUCUUUUCACCCUUUCCUAUCUCCAUAUUUAUUAUUCCACAUUCUAUCUCCUUGUCUUUUCACCCUUUCCUAUCUCCAUAUUUAUUAUUCCUUAAGACAUUCUAUCACCUUGUCUUUUCACCCUUUCCUAUCUCCAUAUUUAUUAUUCCGUAAGACAUUCUAUCUCCUUGUCUUUUCACCCUUUCCUAUCUCCAUAUUUAUUAUUCCACAUUCUAUCACCUUGUCUUUUCACCCUUUCCUAUCUCCAUAUUUAUUAUUCCUUAAGACAUUCUAUCUCCUUGUCUUUUCACCCUUUCCUAUCUCCAUAUUCAUUAUUCCACAUUCUAUCACCUUGUCUUUUCACCCUUUCCUAUCUCCAUAUUUAUUAUUCCUUAAGACAUUCUAUCUCCUUGUCUUUUCACCCUUUCCUAUCUCCAUAUUUAUUAUUCCACCUUCUAUCACCUUGUCUUUUCACUUCCCUAUCGCUCUUUCGCUAUUCCUUAAGAGCUCCUAUCCAUUUGUCGUUUCCCCCUUCUCUAUCUCUCUUUUCUUAUUCCAUAAGACCUUGUCUUUUCACCCUUCCCUAUUUCUAUUUUAUUAUUCAUUAAGACCUUCUCUCUCUUUGACUUUUCACUAUCCUAUCUCUCUUUCAGCUCCUAUCUCCUUGUCUUUUCCCCCUUUCUUUAUCUCUCUUUUAUUUUUUCUUAAGACCUUCUAUCAAUUUUUCUUUUCACCCUUCCAUAUCUCUCUUUUAGCUGCUAUCUCCUUGUCUUUUCACUAUUCCCUAUCUAUCUUUUAUUAUUCUUUAAGAUCUUCUAAUCUCUUGUCUUUUCACCCUUCUCUAUCUAUCUUUUAUUACUCCUUAAGAGAUCCUAUCUCCUUAGCUCCUAUCUCCUUGUCUUUUCACUCUUCUCUAUCUAUCUUUUAUUAUUCUUUAAGAUCUUCUAAUCUCUUGUCUUUUCACCCUUCUCUAUCUAUCUUUUAUUACUCCUUAAGAGAUCCUAUCUCCUUGUCUUUUAACCCUUCUCUAUCUAUCUUUCAUUAUUACUUAAGAGCUCCUAUCUCCUUGCCUUUUCACUCUUCCCUAUCUAUCUUUUAUUAUUCCUUAAGAGAUCUUAUCUCCUUGUCUUUUCAUCCUUCUCUAUCUCUAGGUCCUAUCUCCUUGUCUUUUUCACUCUUCCCUAUCUAUCUUUUAUUAUUCUGUUUUAAGAGAUCUUAUCUCCUUGUCUUUUCAUCCUUCUCUAUCUCUGUUUUGUUAUUCCUGAAGAGCUCCUAUCUCCUCCUUGCCUUUUCACUCUUCCCUAUCUAUCUUUUAUUAUUCCUUAAGAGAUCUUAUCUCCUUGUGUUUUCAUCCUUCUGUCUUUAUCUCUGUUUUGUUAUUCCUGAAGAUCCUUCCUAUCUCUGUUUUGUCUUUUCAUCUCUUCCUAUCUAUCUUUUAUUAUUCCUUAAGAGAUCUUAUCCCUUGUCUUUUUCAUCCUUCUCUAUCUCUGUUUUGUUAUUCCUGAAGAGCUCCUAUCUCCUUGUCUUUUCACUCUUCCCUAUCUAUCUUUUAUUAUUCCUUAAGAGAUCUUAUCUCCUUGUCUUUUCAUCCUUCUCUAUCUCUGUUUUGUUAUUCCUGAAGAGCUCCUAUCUCCUUGCCUUUUCACUCUUCCCUAUCUAUCUUUUAUUAUUCCUUUCAGAGAUCUUAUCUCUUGUAUUUUUUCCAUCCUCUAUCUCUCUUUUGUUAUUCCUGAAGAGCCCCUAUCUCCUUAGAUCUUAUCCCCUUGUCUUUUCAUCCUUCUCUAUCUCUGUUUUGUUAUUCCUGAAGAGCUCCUAUCUCCUUGUCUUUUCACUCUUCCCUAUCUAUCUUUUAUUAUUCCUUAAGAGAUCUUAUCUCCUUGUCUUUUCAUCCUUCUCUAUCUCUGUUUUGUUAUUCCUGAAGAGCUCCUAUCUCCUUGUCUUUUCACUCUUCCCUAUCUAUCUUUUAUUAUUCCUUAAGAGAUCUUAUCUCCUUGUCUUUUCAUCCUUCUCUAUCUCUGUUUUGUUAUUCCUGAAGAGCUCCUAUCUCCUUGUCUUUUCACUCUUCCCUAUCUAUCUUUUAUUAUUCCUUAAGAGAUCUUAUCCCUUGUCUUUUCAUCCUUCUCUAUCUCUUUUUUUGUUAUUCCUGAAGAGCUCCUAUCUCCUUGUCUUUUCACUCUUCCCUAUCUAUCUUUUAUUAUUCCUUAAGAGAUCCUUAUCUCCUUCUUUUUUUCAUCCUUCUCUAUCUCUGUUUUUAUUAUUCCUGAAGAGCUGUCUUUUUAUCUCCUUGUCUUUUCACUCUUCCUUCUUCUAUCUUCUUUUUAUUCUUCUUUCUUAUCUCCUUGUCUUUUCAUCCUUCUCUAUCUCUAUCUUAUCUUCUUGUCUUUUCAUCCUUCUCUAUCUCUGUUUUGUUAUUCCUGAAGAGCUCCUAUCUCCUUGUCUUUUUCACUCUUCCUAUCUAUCUUUUUUAUUCCUUAAGAGAUCUUAUCUCCUCCCCUUCUAUUUUCUCUUUUCUCUAUCUCUGUUUUGUUAUUCUGAAGAUCUCCUAUCUCCUUGUCUUUUCCUCUUCCCUAUCUAUCUUUUUUAUUAUUCUUUAAGAGAUCUUAUCUUCUUGUCUUUUCAUCCUUCCAUUUCUCUGUUUUGUUAUCUCCUGAAGAGCUCCUAUCUUCUUGCUUUUUCUUCCCUUAUCUUCUUUAAUUAUUCCUUCUUUUCUUCUUAUCUCCUUGUCUUUUCAUCCUUCUCUAUCUCUGUUUUGUUAUUCCUGAAGAGUUUCUUCUCCUUCUUCUUUUUUCUCUUCCCUAUAUAUCUUUUUAUUAUUCGCCACCCAUUUCCUUAUCCCCUUUGUCUUUUCAUCCUUUUCUAUCUCUGUUUUGUUUUUUCUGAAGAGCUCCUAUCUCCUUGUCUUUUUCCUUCUAUCAUUAUCUAUCUUUUAUUAUUCUUUUCUCCUUCUUCUUUUCUUCUUAUCCUCCCUAUCUCCUUCUUUUUUCUUCUCUUUCCCCAUCUAUCUUUUUUCUUUUCUUCUUUCCCUUCUAUCUUUUAUAUUUCCUUUCUUUUCUCCUUCUCUAUUCUGUUUUGUUAUUCCUUCUUCUUCCUAUCUCCUUGCCUUUUCUUCUUUCUUCUUUUAUCUAUCUUUUAUUAUUCCUUAAGAGAUCUUAUCUUCUUCCUUUUCAUCCUUCUUCUAUCUUCUCUUUUGUUAUUCCUGAAGAGCCACCCUUUUCCCUAUCUAAUAUCUCCUUGUCUUUUCACUUUUUUCCCUAUCUUCUUCUUCUUCUUUUAUUAUUCCUUAAGAGAUCUUCUUCUCCUUGUAUUUUCAUCCUUCUUCUAUCUCUGUUUUGUUAUUCCUGAAGAUCUCCUAUCUCCUUGUCUUUCACUCUUCCUUUUUAUCUAUCUUUUAUUCUUUUUUUUUUUAUUCCUUAAGAGAUCUUAUCUCCUUGUCUUUUCAUCCUUCUCUAUCUCUGUUUUGUUCUUCUUCUUCUUCUAUCUCCUUCUUCUUUUUCACCUCUUCCCUAUCUCCUUUCAUUAUUCCCAAACCUCUUAUCUCCUCUUUUCAUUUCUCUUCUCUGUUUUUGUUAUUCCUGAAGACUCCUAUUCUCUUUUUUUUUCACUCUUCCCUAUCUUCUUUUAUUAUUCCUUGAUCUUUUCCCUUGUCUUUUCAUCCUUCUCUUCUCUGUUUUCUUAUUUCUUCUUCUCCUAUCUCCUUGUCUUUUCACUCUUCCCUAUCUAUCUUUUAAUAUUCCUUAAAAUCUUAUCUCCUUGUCUUUUCAUCCUUCUCUAUCUCUGUUUUGUUAUUCUGAAGAGCUCCUAUCUCCUUUUUUUUGUCUCUUCCCUAUCUAUCUUUUAUUAUUCCUUAAGAGAUCUUCUUCUCCCUUGUCUUUUCAUCCUUCUCUCUCUCUUUUUGUUAUUUCCUGAAGAGCUCCUCCUCCUCCUUGUCUUUUCACUCUUCCCUAUCUAUCUCUUUUUGUUAUUCCUUAAGAGAUCUUAUCUCCUUGUCUUUUCAUCCUUUCCCUCUAUCUCUAUCUUUUCUCCUUCUCUUUUCAUCCUUCUCUCUUUCUCUUUUUUUGUUAUUCCUGAAGAGCUCCUAUCUCCUUGUCUUUUCACUCUUCCCUAUCUAUCUUUUAAUUAUUCUUCUUCUUCUUAUCUCCUUGUCUUUUCAUCCUUCUCCAUCUCUCCUUUUUCAUCAUUCCUGAAGAGUUCCUAUCUCCUUAUCUUAUCUCCUUGUCUUUUCAUCCUUCUCUAUCUCUGUUUUGUUAUUCCUUCUUCUCCCUAUCUCCUUGUCUUUUCACUCUUCCCUAUCUAUCUUUUAAUAUUCCUUAAGAAUCUUAUCUCCUCCUCUUUUCAUCCUUCUCUAUCUCUUUUUGUUAUUCCUGUAUUCUCUAUCUUUUUGCCUUUUCACUCUUCCCUAUCUAUCUUUUAUUUUUCCUAUAAGAGAUCUUCUUCUUCUUCUUCUUCUUCUUUUCAUCCUUCUCUUUCUCUAUUUCUUAUCUCCUUGUCUUUUCAUCCUUCUCUAUCUCUGUUUUGUUAUUCCUUCUUCUUCUAUCUUCCUUCUUCUUUUCUUCUCUUCCCUAUCUAUCUUUUAUUAUUCCUUAAGAGAUCUUAUCUCCUUUUUUUUCUUCCUUCUCUAUCUCUUCUCUUCUUCUCCUUCUCCUUCUUCUUCUUCUAUCUUUUUUCUUCUUCUUUCUUAAGAGAUCUUAUCUCCUUUUCUUUACAUCCUUCUCUCCUUCUCUUUUUUGUUAUUCCUGAAGGCUCCUAUCUCCUUAUCUUAUCUCCUUGUCUUUUCUUCUUCUUCUAUCUUGUUUUCUUCUUCCUUUUUUUUCUAUCUUCUCCUUCUUUUUUCCUCUUCCCUAUCUAUCUUUUAUUAUUCCUUAAAGAUCCUUAUCUCCUUGUCUUUUCAUCCUUCUCUAUCUCUAUUUUAUUCUUCUUCUUCUUUUCAUCCUUUCUCUCUCUCUGUUUUGUUAUUCCUGAAGAGCUCCUCUCCUAUCUCCUUAGAUCUUAUCUCCUUGUCUUUUCAUCCUUCUCUAUCUCUCUAUCUUUUUUUUUAUUCCUGAAGAGCUCCUAUCUCCUUGUCUUUUCACUCUUCCCUAUCUAUCUUUUAUUAUUCCUUAAGAGAUCUUAUCUCUUGUCUUUACAUCCUUCUCUAUCUCUGUUUUCAUUAUUCCUGAAACCUAUCUCCUCCUCUCUUUUUUUUUUCUCUUUUCCCUAUCUAUCUUUUAUUAUUCCUAUCUCUUUUUUGAUCUUAUCCAUUUCCUCUUUUCAUCCUUCUCUAUCUCUUUGUUUUGUUAUUCCUCUUCUUCUUCUUCCCUUUCUCCUUGUCUUUUCUUCCUCUUCCCUAUCUAUCUUUUUAUUAUUCCCCAAGAGAUUAUAUCCUUCUUUUCUUUUCAUCCUUCUCUAUCUCUAUUCUCUUUCUCCUUGUUCUUUUCUUCUUCUUCUUCUAUCUUUCUUUUUAAUAUUCCUUACCUCUUCUUAUCUCCUUCAUCAUUUCCCAUCCUCCUCUAUCCUCCUUCCUUUAUUCCUUCUCUUUUCACCUUGCCUUUUCACUCUUCCCUAUCUCUCUUUUUUUAUUCUUAAACCCAUCUUAUCUCCUUGUCUUUUCAUCCUUCUCUAUUCUCUUUUUGUUAUUCCUUCUUCUCCUUCUUCUGUUUGUCUUUUCUUCUUCUCCUAUCUCCUCUUUUAUUAUUUCCAAGAAUCUUAUCUCCUUGUCUUUUCAUCCUUCUCUAUCUCUGUUUUAUCUUAUCUUCUUGUCUUUUCAUCCUUCUCUAUCUCUGUUUUGUUAUUCCUGAAGACCUCCCUAUCUCCUUGUCUUUUCCUCUUUCCUAUCUAUCUUUUCUUAUUCCUUAAGAGAUUAUCUUUCCUUUUCUUUUCAUCCAUUUCUCUAUCUCUCCUUGUUUUUUUAUUCCUGAAUUUUCUUACUUCUUCUCUUCUUGUCUUUUUCAUUCUUCCUAUCUAUCUUUUAUUAUUCCUUAAAGAUCUUCCUCCUUGUCUUUUCAUCCUUCUCUAUCUCUGUAUUUUUUUAUUCCUGCCACCCAUUUCCUAUAAUAUCUCCUUGUCUUUUUCACUCUUCCUAUCUAUCUUUUUUAAUCUUCCUUUCUUCUUCUUAUCUCCUUGUCUUUUCAUCCUUCUCUAUCUCUGUUUUCAUUAUUCCCCAAACCUCCUCCUCCUAUCUCCUUUUUUCUUUUUUCUCUUCCCAAUCUAUCUAUUUUAUUUUUUCCACCCAUUUCUUAUCUCCUUGUCUUUUCAUCCUUCUCUAUCUCUGUUUUGUUAUUCCUCUUCUCCUAUCUCCUUGUCUUUUUUCUUCUCCCCUAUCUAUCUUUUAAUAUUCCUUAGAGAUCUUAUCUCCUUGUCUUUUCAUCCUUCUCUAUCUCUAUCUUAUCUCCUUGUCUUUUCAUCCUUCUCUAUCUCUGUUUUGUCCUUCCUGAAAGAGCUCCUAUCUCCUUGUCUUUUCCUUUUCCCUAUCUAUCUUUUAUUAUUCCUUAAGAGAUCUUAUCUCCUUGUUUUUUCAUCCUUCUCUAUCUCUCCUUUUCUUAUUCCUGAAGAGCUCCUAUCUCCUUGUCUUUUCACUCUUCUUUUCUAUCUUUUAUUAUUCCUUAAGAGAUCUUAUCUCCUUGUCUUUUCAUCCUUCUCUAUCUCUCUUUUUUGUUAUUCCUUCACUUCUAUUCUCCUUAUCUUAUCUCCUUCUCUUUUUUUCAUCCUUCUCUGUCUCUGUUUUGUUAUUCCUGUCUUUUUCCUAUCUCUCUCAUUCUUUUUUUCUUCUUCUUCUUCUAUCUAUCUUUUAUUAUUCUUAAGAGAUCUUAUCCUUGUCUUUUCCUUUUCAUCAUUUCUCUAUCUCUGUUUUUUUAUUCCUGAAGAGCUCCUAUCUCCUUAUCUUAUCUCCUUGUCUUUUCAUCAUUCUUCUCUAUCUCUGUUUUGUUUAUUCCUGAAGAGCUCCUAUCUCCUCCUUGCCUUUUCACUCUUCCCUAUCUAUCUUUUAUUAUUCCUUAAGAGAUCUUAUCUCCUUGUCUUUUCAUCCUUCUCUAUCUCUGUUUUGUUAUUCCUGAAGAGCUCCUAUCUCCUUUGUUUUUUUCCUCUUCCCUAUCUAUCUUUUAAUAUUCCUCCUUUUGAUCUCAUCUCCUUCUCCUAUCUCCUUGCCUUUUCACUCUUCCCUAUCUAUCUUUUAUUAUUCCUUAAGAGAUCUUAUCUCCUUGUCUUUUCAUCCUUCUCUAUCUCUGUUUUGUUAUUCCUGAAGAGCUCCUAUCUCCUUGUCUUUUCACUCUUCCCUAUCUAUCUUUUAUUAUUCCUUAAGAGAUCUUAUCUCCUUGUCUUUUCAUCCUUCUCUAUCUCUGUUUUGUUAUUCCUGAAGAGCUCCUAUCUCCUUGCCUUUUCACUCUUCCCUAUCUAUCUUUUAUUAUUCCUUAAGAGAUCUUAUCUCCUUGUCUUUUCAUCCUUCUCUAUCUCUGUUUUGUUAUUCCUGAAGAGCUCCUAUCUCCUUGUCUUUUCACUCUUCUCUAUCUAUCUUUUAUUAUUCCAUAAGAGAUCUUAUCUCCUUGUCUUUUCAUCCUUCUCUAUCUUUCUUUUAUUAUUUCUUAACACAUUCUUCAAUCUACCUAUUCCCUAUUUCUUCUUUUUCUCCCUCUCAAGGUGUGUACAUUUACUUACUGCCCAGGCGUGA